AUGGGAGUAGCGGCGGCGAUUGGAGUGUUGUCACCGUUUCCGUUUUACUACUAUCUCUGGAAUUGGCCCCAAUCAUGGGUGGAGUUCUGUGGUAAAGGUCGAGACCCUUCUAAGGUUAUGGCUCACGUUGCUCAUUUCUUGAAGCUCGUUCAGUUCAUCUCCCUCAUCUCUGUCUCUUCAUUUCACUGGCCUCCUCCAUUCUACUUUUGGCCCCUUUUUGCUUUUGGUCAAUUCCUAAACUUCAGGGUUUAUCAGCUACUCGGUGAGGCUGGCACAUACUAUGGAGUACGUUUUGGAAAAACUAUUCCCUGGGUUACUGAGUUUCCUUUUGGUGUCAUCAAAGACCCUCAAUACGUUGGCAGCAUUAUGAGUCUUCUUGCAUGCCUCUCGUGGGUUCCUUUUGAAUACAUUCUCCUUUGGGUUUUAGGGUAUGUGUUUAUGAUGCAUGUGGAAUCAAAAGAAGAUCCAUCUACUCGUGCCAAGCCACUCCUCUGA
Molecule: messenger RNA, 495 nt
Organism: Sphenostylis stenocarpa
Lineage: Eukaryota; Viridiplantae; Streptophyta; Magnoliopsida; Fabales; Fabaceae
Source: the annotation of a GenBank genome assembly